AUGAAAUUUCCAACGGAGAAUCCAAGAAAACCAGGGAACACGAACCCUACACCAGUUGCAGUCCAGACCAACCUUCUCCCCCCAAAAAAGAUGCAGCCAGGCAUGCUUCAGUCCAGCCUGGUGCAUGCCAGCGUGGCCACCAUGCAGAACCCCAUGGGCUGCAGCGUACCACGGCUCUCAGUCUCCAGCCGCCCCGCCAGCAUGGUGGCAAGCAUGGAGGGGGUGGCCGACGGUUCGGCCCCCUUCACGGUGAUGAAGUGGAAGACGGUGCUGGCGGUGUUCGUGGUGGUGGUGGCCUACCUGGUGGCGGGAGGCCUGGUGUUCAGGGCGCUGGAGCAGCCCUUCGAGAGCAACCAGAAGAUCACCAUCACUGCAGAGAAAGCGGCGUUCUUGCAGAAGCAUCCCUGCGUCUCACCGGACGAGCUGGAGGCCAUCAUCAAGCACUCUGUGGAUGCUGUGAAUGCUGGGGUGAAUCCCAUCGGCGAUACUUCAUACAACUCCAGCCACUGGGAUCUGGGCAGUGCCUUCUUCUUCGCUGGAACUGUCAUCACAACUAUAGGCUAUGGGAACAUCGCCCCGAGCACUGAGGGAGGGAAGAUCUUCUGCAUUCUGUAUGCAAUAUUUGGCAUCCCGCUUUUUGGAUUCCUCCUCGCAGGCGUUGGCGACCAGCUGGGGACCAUAUUUGUUAAAAGCAUCGCCAAGGUGGAGAAGAUGUUCAGGCGCAAACACAACCAGAUCAGUCAGACGAAAAUCCGCGUGGCCUCCACCCUCCUCUUCAUCCUGGCCGGCUGCAUCCUCUUCGUCACCAUCCCGGCCGUGAUUUUCAAACACAUCGAGGGCUGGACGGGGCUGGAGGCCAUCUACUUUGUCGUCAUCACCCUGACUACUGUUGGAAUAGGCGACUACGUGGCAGGAGGAGACCGGAGAAUCGAGUACCGUAAGUGGUACAGACCAUUAGUAUGGUUCUGGAUCCUGGUUGGUCUGGCCUACUUUGCUGCAGUGCUGAGCAUGAUCGGCGACUGGCUGAGGGUCCUGUCCAAGAAGACAAAAGAAGAGGUUGGAGAAAUCAAGGCUCAUGCAGCAGAAUGGAAAGCUAACGUGCGAGCCGAGUUCCGGGAGACGCGCCGCCGCAUGAGCGUCGAGGUCCACGAUAAGCUGCAGCGAGCCGCCACCAUCCGCAGCAUGGAGCGGCGCCAGCUGGGUCUGGACCAGCGCGCCGUGUCCCUGGACAUGCUUUCUCCCGAGCGCCGCGCCGUCUUCAACACCCUGGACACCAACCGCUACAAGACCCCCUCCCAGGAGAGCAUCGACACCAAGCUGAACAACCUGCGCCUGCGCGGGGCCGAGCAGUGCGACCGGCGCUCAAACCACGAGACCACGUCCGAGGACAACAUUUUCAACCGCCUGGGCUCCGUCACCAAGCUCACCAAGCGCAACAGGAACCGAGACCUGAAGAAGAACAUCCCCGAUGAGAACCGGCGGCCUCACAGCGAGGCGUACGGCUGCAGCACGCCCACUUUUGGCUGCGGCACUCCCACCAUGGAAGAAGGCAAAAGGAAGGAUGAAGGGGAGGACGACAACGAAGAGAAGGAGUGCAACACCAGCCUGUCUGAUUUCCCGCUGUUUGUGGAAGUGUGCAAGCCCCAGAACGGCUUUAUACCGGCGCAAACCAAAGAGAAUGAGAGCGAAACAACACUUGAAGAAAAAGAGCUACACAUUCAGAUGGGCCCAUAGACCAUCUCUUACUCCCAGAGAAAAAAAAAGGAGAUUUUAAAAACCACCGUUAAGUGCCUUACGUCUCUCUUAUUCCUGUGUGUGCUUAAGCAGGGACAACACCUGUCCCUUUGUGCUAUAUACUGUAAUGUUCAAGUAUUCACUGUGCCCUUUUGAUCUGAUGGAAGGACAUUGUGUUGGCCUCAUCCAUAUACGCUAUAUUAUGGUAAGACUUGGUAAGGUUGUGUGCAUUUCUGCAAUACCAAAAUGACGGUCGUAUUGUUUGAAUUGAAAGUUUAUGUGGAAAUCUAGUUUGUUAGUAAGAUCUGUAUUAGCUGUGAGUCAUGCUGGUGAUUACCACUGAUGUAAGACGCAGGGGUUGAUGAAAGUGGACAAUGCAAUAAAUGAUCUUCGAAAUUCAUGUCAUGCAGGUCGCUCCGGAAAUUUCCGGAGAGGCGCUAGCAGCAUAAAUUAGAAUGAGAGUCAAUGAUAACUCAACUGGAUUUGACGUUUACUUCUGCUCCCUGUAAGAAGUGUAAGGAUAAACGGCUGCCAGGGAGAUGAGGCAAAUACCAGGCAGUGGCAGGCUAAUGGAAGUGUUUUAAAAAUGGGUCUGACUUUUUGCACGUGGACCUCCAACUUGGUGCUGUGCUUCAAUAUGAGUACGAUUGAAGUCAGACGAGAUAAUAAAAAAAAAAAACAAAAAAUGAAAAAAAGACACUGCAGAAGAGCAGUAUGUCGAAACAGAGAAGUUCUUGUUAAAUGUAACACUACCAUCAUGUGUUUGUUCUCACGUUUUUCCUCAUUUUGACUCGAGACUAAAUUCUGAUGAAAAAAAAAAAAACGCAUUUGAAAAAUGAACGGAAAUGAUUGAGAAAAAAAAAAAAAAACAAACAUGCCACAUGUUGUCUGUGCAUGGUCCCAGAGCUAAGCUGUUGUCUGAGUAUGAUGUACCAAUACGCUACCUAGAUCAUGACCUCUUCUAACACUAUCUCAGGGCUUGUUGUCCUAAUGUUUGUCACUGACAUGUAUGUCUGAGGAGUGCUGCAUUCACACUUUCAGAAAGACGAGGGACUUUGGCUGCACUUGUGCUCUUUGAAAAUGACCUUGUAUGAAAAUAGAAGGGAAGAUAAGCCAUAAUGCAAGAGGGAGGCACCAUCUCAUGUGAAGGUAUGGACAUUUCCGGUAUUAUAAAAAGGGACUUUUUCCGCACCGUGGGGGAAACGAUGGCUCUUCAGUAGAGAGGUGAGCUCGAAUGCAGUGUGUCGCGCUGGCAUUUUUUUGCGAUACUUGACUUGAGUGUACCAUUUUAUGCCCACCGAGUACAACACUUUUUCACACUUGUCUUGUACCCUUAAAAAGGAAUGACACUAAAAAAAAAAAAAAAUUGCAUAAAAUAUGUGAGCUUUGUCACCGAUUGUACUACAGUAACACCACAUAAAUAGCUUUCUCUUUUCCACAUAUAGACUCCCCGACCUCAUGUAGACGUAGUCACACUGCAACCUCAUGUAUGCACACCCUGUCCGUCCGAUCCUACUCGUCCACAUUACUAUGGGUGCAGCGUUAGCCUAGUGUGAAUGCAGCAAAAAAAAGACUAUCAAUGUGUGUUUUGAAAAAUGCUUCAAAGAGUUA
Molecule: messenger RNA, 3345 nt
Organism: Myripristis murdjan (pinecone soldierfish)
Lineage: Eukaryota; Metazoa; Chordata; Actinopteri; Holocentriformes; Holocentridae
Gene: kcnk10a
Product: potassium channel, subfamily K, member 10a
Exons: 7
Coding region: 1-1734 (577 amino acids)
Biological process (GO): stabilization of membrane potential; potassium ion transmembrane transport
Cellular component (GO): plasma membrane
Molecular function (GO): outward rectifier potassium channel activity; potassium ion leak channel activity
Source: RefSeq, a predicted model, not a curated record